AUGGCCAAAACUAAAAAGGGUCAUGACACCGUCCCCAACAAAACUUCUUCAGUCAAAAAACCCACCAACCAUAAUAACAAAGCUACUGGCCCCAUAGUUAAAUUUCCUGAAUCUAACUAUCAAUCUAAAAUAACUGUGAACAAGUAUCUAGAAACAAAAAAGAUUAUUGAAGAUUCAUUGAUUAAUGAUUGGAAAUAUUGUAAAUAUAAACUCAAGCAAUGCCGUAUGGGUGGAGAUGGGGUUAUGGAAACUUACUUAAGGAAAUAUAUUAAUGAUUUACAGAAUGAACAGUCUCGAUACACUGAGGAUUGUGUUGAAUAUGAUAAAUAUAGUGAAGAAUAUUCAGUUGAUGAUGAAAAUGAAAGUUUUAGCAGCACUGAUGAUGUGCAUAAAGAACAAUUUAUCAAUAAAGAUAAUGACAAUAAAAAGAGAUUAUAUCCAAUUGACAACGUGCCCCUACAGGAUUCAGUAGUUGGAGAAAAUACUAAUAAAAAUAAAAGGCAAAAAACGUUGAUUAAAGAUGUCAAUAAUAUUCCGUCGGAUUUAGUUUUCCCUAAGGAUUUAUAUGAAAAGGAGAUAGAAGAAUUGCCCAAACCUAGAGAACUAGAUGAGCCCACAAAAUUAAAGUUAUUGACGGACCAUUUGGAUUCUGAACAAAUGGAUAGAUUUGAAGUUUUUAGAAGAACAAGAUUACCCAAACAAAUGGUCAGAAGGUUAGCCAAUUUGGUCACUAACCAAAGCGUUCCCAUGCAGAUAGCUAUUGUUUUGGGCACUGUCGGGAAAUUAUUCGUUGGCGAAAUAGUAGAAAAGGCCUUACUUAUUAAACAGAAACAUAUUUUACAACACAUGUUAGAUGAAUACAUUAGAAGAAAAUUAUAUGGGAAUAGAAUUUUGAAAAUUUUGAAAAAAUUAACUAAAUUAUGUUUAACCAGUGGUAACUAUGCUAGUAGCAAUAACAGCAAUAGUAAAACCGCUAAUACUGCCACCACUACCAGUGAUACCGAUAUUCAUAGCAAAAUAGAAGAGAAAGAAGAAGAACAAAUGUCAAUGGCAAAGGAGGGCUCAACAGAGAAAACUGCAGCUACUUUAAAGGGCAGAGAGCACAAUAAAAAAACGAAAGAUGAUACUGUAGGUGCGCCAAAUAUCAUCUAUACUUUAGAAGAUAUAGCCAAUGAUGGAAUAUAUGCGAAUGACAUAUAUCCUGAUUUUGAAUCUAUGAUAAAUGACAUAGAUGAGGAUGAUUACGAACCACCAAAGGCUAAUAGCACAAAAUUAAAACAACAUAUCGUGACAUUAACCGUAUUAUUAAACACAACGGAUAACAGUGCCAAGAUAAGGAAUUCAUUAUUGAAACAAUUUAAUUAUUGGGGAACGCUUUUCAAUAAGAUUGAUAUUAAAGUAGAUAAAUAUACAGAUACACCUUUAUUACCAGAACAUUUAAGAGAAGCGUGGAGAUUGUAUCGUUUAGAAAAUAAAACUUUACCAUCAGGCACAUUUAGACAGCAAGGCGAGGGAAAUGGAUGGAUGUUUGAAUAA
Saccharomycodes ludwigii is the source of this 1536-nucleotide messenger RNA. It is a transcript of the gene TAF11, whose product is annotated as TATA-binding protein-associated factor TAF11. Gene Ontology annotation, molecular function: protein heterodimerization activity; transcription coactivator activity. The record is from RefSeq and is a predicted model, not a curated record. NCBI's taxonomy places the organism in Eukaryota, Fungi, Ascomycota, Saccharomycetes, Saccharomycodales, Saccharomycodaceae. Gene Ontology annotation, cellular component: transcription factor TFIID complex; nucleus. The coding region runs from base 1 to 1536 and encodes 511 amino acids. Gene Ontology annotation, biological process: transcription initiation at RNA polymerase II promoter; RNA polymerase II preinitiation complex assembly. The transcript has a single exon.